AUGCAAUCCUUGAUCAGCAGUCUAGCAGGACUCGCAGCGACAAUCUCACUGGAUCGUCAUGUUCAUGUUGACUUCAAAGAAGCGAUUCUUAAUGCUCACGUUGCGGGCGACGGCUUCAUCGAUAAGUCGGUUGAAUCAGAAGAUGAGGACAUGGAUGACGCCGAGCAGACGGAUUCUGAACCUUCUUUGUUUGUAGGUGACGGCGAAACCGGCGGUGCUGCUAUAGAUGGUGACUCUGGUGGUGAAGACGUGGAGAUCGAGGAUCCCGAAGAUACUGAUAUCACAGAGUGUGAUGAGAUCAUGCAAUGGUUGAAGGGUCUUGGGGACCACAUUAACGGCCUUCAUCAGACACCCACUGCCGGCAGGCCAACACCAUGCCCGCAUCUCGCUAUUGAACCAAAAGCCUAUCAGUACGCUGCCCUUGCGAAGAUCGAGUACAAUUCCCAAAGCCCUCUUCAGGGCCUUCUGCUUGGGGAUCCUCCUGGACUCGGCAAAACUCUACCAGCGAUGAUGGCUGUUGUUAAGGCAAUGUCAACUGCUAAGCGCUUCUCGAUCGUAGUUGUUCCCGCCAGUUGCGUAGCUCAAUGGUCAGGAGAGUUUGCCAAGUUCUUCCAACCGGACACCGUCCGAGUGCUCGUCCUUCGUGACCCUAAUAUCUCCCCGCUCGAACUUACAAAGUAUGACGUGGUACUCGUAUCUUACGCAUUCGUGAUGAGUCAAUACCGAAAGCUCUGCGACUAUUAUCACGCAGUCAACAAAUACAAGAGCAAUGGCGGUGGCGGUGGUAAAGACUUGGAGCGCCCAAGCUUAUCCAUCUUUUCUGAUAUAUUCUCUGACCAAGAAGGAGUGAAGAGUCCUUAUCUUGUCCUCGACGAGGCUACUGCAGUCAAGAAUUCGGAAUCCAUGACAUUUGCAGCCAUAAACGAGCUGCGAGGCAUGGCUCACGCAUGUCUCAUGCUAAGUGGGAGUCCCAUGGACAAUACGUGGAUGGACUCUUAUUCAUAUGCCCAGUUGCUAAAAGGGCACGACAUCAGAAGCAAAUCUGUGAUGCGAGCGCUCUUCGCCAGUAAAGCCGCAAAUGGGAGACUGACAGCCCCCAGAGGGGUAACCUUUCUGAGAUUCAUCCAGCUGCUAAACAGCUUCAUCGUUCGACGUCCAGAAGAUUCCAUCGAGCUUCCACCUCUUACCGAAGAGGUUUUCAAAUUCAGCCUUAACGUUGACGAAGAGAGUAUAUCAAACUACAACUACAAAAAACACCGCGGAAUCCAAGGCAUGAAUUCAAAGGACGCUGUCCGACUUGGUGGAAAGAAAGCUCUACAACCAUGGGGGUAUCUUACCCGGGCUCUACAACAUGCUAUGCACCCAGCCUUGGUGUUGAUUAUGCACCUAAUGAAACCUGCAACAAGGAACGAUCAAGCCGCUGCGGAUCAACUCUUUGAAAAGAAGGAGAUCGAGGAGUGGACAGCCUGGAGAGAAACAUUGACGCACGGUGAUAAAUGGAAAUCAUCACGAAUCAUAGCAUUGGUUGAUGUAUUCAACAAGCGUAGAGAUCUUGAGCCAGAUUGUGGUGUGCUCGUAUUUGAUGAAAGUGUUUACUUUUUGGACAUUGUCCAAAUCGCAUUUGAAAGCAUGUACGAUCCCAUCAGAUGUAUCCGGUACGACGGUCGUACAGAUCCUGAGCGACGUGCCGCUACUUUGGCAGACUUCGAGAAGGCUGAUGGUCCGAAAGUAAUGCUUAUAUCUAGAGGGGCUGGGGGUAUCGGGUUGAACAUUCCCGCAGCGAAUGUGGUGAUUAUUUGCGGGCCAUGGUGGAAAUGUGAGUGGGAGAGGCAAGCAAUCAAACGCUCCCAUCGACCUGGUCAAUGGAGACCAGUAUGGGUCUUUAGAUUGCUGGCUGAUAAUUGUAACGUGGAUAAGUACAAGGCAGGGCUUCGUGAUCGGAAGGAGAGGCACAAUUCCAGGAUCAACACCCAGAUCACGAGAAAAGAUGGGGUUAUGCCACAGGUUUGGGACGAUCUCGAUUGA
Molecule: messenger RNA, 2025 nt
Organism: Venustampulla echinocandica
Lineage: Eukaryota; Fungi; Ascomycota; Leotiomycetes; Helotiales; Pleuroascaceae
Exons: 3
Coding region: 1-2025 (674 amino acids)
Molecular function (GO): ATP binding; ATP-dependent chromatin remodeler activity
Source: RefSeq, a predicted model, not a curated record